Messenger RNA from Pieris macdunnoughi, 1470 nucleotides. NCBI's taxonomy places the organism in Eukaryota, Metazoa, Arthropoda, Insecta, Lepidoptera, Pieridae. The record is from the annotation of a GenBank genome assembly.
AUGGGUAUGGUUAUAAUAACAGGAAGAGGUAAAGCUGACAUUGCCCUUAUCGGCUUAGCUGUUAUGGGUCAAAACCUUAUAUUAAACAUGGAUUCCAAAGGAUUUGUUGUGUGUGCUUACAAUAGGACUGUAGAGAAAGUUGAACAAUUUCUGGCAAAUGAGGCUGCGGGAACAAAAAUAAUUGGUGCUAAGUCCUUAGAAGAUAUGGUUGCAAAACUUAAAAGACCAAGAAAAGUGAUGUUGUUAGUUAAAGCUGGCUUUGCUGUUGAUGAAUUUGUGAAGAAAUUGGUGCCAUUACUUGAAAAAGGAGAUAUCAUCAUUGAUGGAGGAAAUUCACAAUAUACUGAUACUCAGCGAUGGUGCAAGGAAUUGGAAUCUACAGGAAUCUAUUAUAUUGGCAUGGGUGUAAGUGGUGGAGAAGAUGGUGCUCGUUAUGGACCAUCUUUGAUGCCUGGAGGUCACCCAGAGGCCUGGCCACAUGUUAAACCAAUCUUCCAAGCAAUCUGUGCCAAAGUAAACAAUGAGCCAUGCUGUGACUGGGUUGGCAAAAAUGGUGCCGGACAUUUUGUAAAAAUGGUUCAUAAUGGUAUUGAAUAUGGUGACAUGCAGCUUAUUUGCGAGGCAUACAAUGUCAUGAAAGAUAUUUUAGGUAUUGACCAGAAGGAGAUGGCUGAAGUGUUUGAAGAAUGGAACAAAGGAGAACUUGACUCAUUCUUAAUAGAAAUCACAAGUGACAUUCUGAAAUUCAAAGAUAAUGAUGGUGCAUACUUGUUGCCGAAGAUUCGUGACACUGCUGGUCAAAAGGGAACAGGAAAAUGGACUGGUAUUAGCGCUUUAGAGUAUGGUGUUCCCGUCACACUAAUUGGGGAAGCGGUGUUUGCUAGAUGCCUAUCUGCAUUGAAAGAUGAACGAGUAAAAGCCAGCAAAGUACUGCCUGGUCCAUCGGGAAAAUUCACUGGCGAUAAGAAGGUAUUCCUCGAACAACUACGUAAGGCACUAUUCGCAAGCAAAAUUAUUUCCUACGCCCAAGGCUUCAUGCUGCUUCGGGAAGCUGAAAAGGCUAAUUCAUGGAGUCUCAAUUACGGAAGCAUUGCAUUGAUGUGGCGUGGAGGCUGCAUCAUUAGGAGUGUGUUCCUUGGGAAUAUCAAGGAUGCGUUCACAAAGAACCCACAGCUCACGAAUCUGCUCCUUGAUCCAUUCUUUAGCGAGCGUAUCAGCAAUAGCCAGCAAUCAUUGCGUGAAGUUGUAGCGCAAGCAUCGCUUAUGGGCGUUCCAACGCCAGCCUUCUCUGCGGCACUCGCUUUCUAUGACGGAUACCGCUCGGACGUCCUACCAGCUAAUUUGUUACAGGCGCAAAGGGAUUACUUUGGAGCUCACACCUAUGAACUUCUGAAGAAGCCGGGAGAAUUCGUUCACACCAAUUGGACCGGGCAUGGUGGAAACGUAUCUGCCUCCACAUAUAAUAAUUAA